Messenger RNA from Epinephelus moara (kelp grouper), 2786 nucleotides. It is a transcript of the gene cdc40, whose product is annotated as cell division cycle 40 homolog (S. cerevisiae). Gene Ontology annotation, biological process: mRNA splicing, via spliceosome. Gene Ontology annotation, molecular function: protein binding; mRNA binding. Lineage: Eukaryota; Metazoa; Chordata; Actinopteri; Perciformes; Serranidae. Bases 23 to 1768 code for a protein of 581 amino acids. The record is from RefSeq and is a predicted model, not a curated record. Gene Ontology annotation, cellular component: catalytic step 2 spliceosome. The transcript has 15 exons.
CGGUGAAUUCACAACAUUCAAGAUGUCAGCUGCCAUCGCUUCCCUCGUUUCCUACGGUAGCGAUUCAGAUUCAGAAAAUGAGUCUGAGUCUAAUACCGCCGCUGAGAAAGUGGACACAGCGGACCCGGACGCUUUGUCUCACCUGAAACCUUUAAAGUCUGAACCCACCAUGUCUGUGGCUCUUCUCAAUUCCGCUCCGGAGGUCGCCGUUAAGGAGUCUGUUGAGACUGGCACACACCUGGACCCCUCGCUGAAAGAAGUCGCCUAUAACCCGACAUUUGAAACCAUGUUUGCACCAGAGUUUGGGCCAAUGAACCCAUUUAAAAGCCAGCAGAUGGCUGCCCCCAGGAACAUGUUAUCCGGCUACGCAGAACCUGCUCACCUUAACGACUUUAUGUUUGAGCAGCAGAGGAGGACCUUCCACACCUAUGGUUAUGCUUUAGAUCCAUCUGUUGACACACACCAGGUCUCCUCCAGUAGCUACAUUGGUGCUGUGGAUGAGGCUGAGAAAAACAAAGGGCUCACUGUGUUUGAGAGCGGACAGAAGAAGUCAGAGAAAAGGAAAAAGAUCAAAGGCGGAGAAGCAGGAGAGAUCGACAACUUCCUUGGACCGUGGGCGAAAUAUAUAGAUGAGAAAGAUGUGGCUAAACCAUCAGAGGAUGAGCAGAAAGAGCUGGACGAGAUCACGGCCAAGAGGCAGAAGAAAGGCAGGAAUGAGGAAGACGCUCCUGCAGAAGAGAAGACCAUUCUCCAUGUUAAAGACAUGUACGAUUACCAGGGCAGGUCCUACCUUCACAUCCCACAGGAUGUGGGCGUCAACCUGCGUUCUGGAGACGCUCCAGACAAGUGUUACCUGCCCAAAAAACAGAUUCAUGUCUGGUCCGGACACACCAAGGGUGUCAGUGCCAUCCGACUAUUUCCUACUUCUGGUCAUCUGCUGCUCUCCUGCUCCAUGGACUGUAAAAUCAAGCUGUGGGAGGUGUACAGCGAGAGGAGAUGCAUACGGACAUUUAUUGGCCACAGUAAAGCAGUGCGAGAUAUUUGCUUCAACAACACUGGGACCCAGUUCCUCAGCGCUGCCUAUGACCGCUACCUCAAACUCUGGGACACUGAGACAGGCCAGUGUAUCUCCCGCUUCACCAACAGGAAGGUACCGUACUGCGUCAAGUUCAACCCAGACGAGGACAAACAGAACCUUUUCGUGGCCGGCAUGUCGGAUAAGAAGAUUGUUCAGUGGGACAUCAGGACAGGUGAGGUGGUUCAGGAAUACGACCGUCACCUGGGAGCCGUGAACACCAUCACCUUCGUUGACGAGAACCGUCGGUUUGUCAGCACAUCCGACGACAAGAGUCUUCGAGUUUGGGAGUGGGACAUCCCUGUGGACUUCAAGUACAUCGCUGAGCCCAGCAUGCACUCCAUGCCAGCUGUGACACUCUCUCCCAACGGUAAAUGGCUGGCAUGCCAGUCUAUGGACAACCAGAUUCUGAUCUUUGGAGCCCAAAACCGCUUCAGGCUGAACAAGAAGAAAGUCUUCAAAGGCCACAUGGUGGCUGGCUAUGCCUGCCAAGUGGACUUCUCCCCAGACAUGAGCUACGUGGUUUCAGGUGACGCAGAUGGAAAGCUGAACAUUUGGGACUGGAAGACCACCAAGCUCUACCACAGGAUCAAAGCUCAUGACAAGGUGUGCAUAAGCGCACUGUGGCAUCCGCACGAAACCUCCAAGGUUAUCACCUGCGGUUGGGAUGGACAAAUCAAACUCUGGGACUAGAUCUGUCCCGGUGUGUGUUUGGGGAGGGGAUUCUGGGAAAUGAUGGACAGAACUGUACUGGUUCACUGUAGAAAGACAGAAGGGGACUGGUUGUCCCAUGUGUUUUUUGAAAACCUAAAGUGAAAGCCACAGGACUGGUAUCCAGUCUUAUUGUAGCAGCAUAUUUUUGUAUCCUGUCGUGAGAGUUCAAAUUACAUACUCAUGUAUUAUCUGUACAAAGAUGACCACAAACAUACUUUUAAAAAUAAUUUCCACUCCAAAAGGCAGAUUAGAUGGGAACCUUUGCAUUUUUAAAGUAUUUUUCCUUUGUUGUUUUUAUUUGCAUUGUCCUGUGUAGUAUAAUGCUUGGUCAAAAUUCUUAAUUUUCUCUUGUAUGAACAUCCCUUUGUGGAAAUAAACAUUCUGUAAAUUUGACCUCUUAAAAUGAUACUUUGCUGAUUUUCAACCAGCUUUGUGUCAUAACAAUGUGGGUAAGUAUGUGAAAAGGAACGUCCCCUAUUCUACCAGAGCCCAGAUCUCCCUGCUUAUCUCUCAGCUCUAACGUGUCAUCUGGUGUAUUUUCACUGGCUCUCAGGCUUUUGCUCGAACUACAGAUUGUACCUCCACGUUUUUAUAUGCCCACCAGCAGAGACAAAAGCCCCAUUUCCGUCAAGAGGAACAAUACGGUUCAGUUAGGUUCGGUAUGCUUCUUUUCUGUUUCCACUGUGAAAAGUUGUGGAUGGUACCAAUGGAAUGUUCCGUACUGUCCCCAUUUUUGGUCACCCCUCUGUUGGGGUUAGGCCUGUCACGAUAACAAAUUUUGCUGGGCGAUUGCGUCAGAAAUUAUUGCGAUAAGCGAUAAUAUUGUGUAAUGUGCUUUUAAGACCGUUUUUAUUAUUGUUGUAAUUUGCUGUUUUUAGACCAUUUUUAAACUUAUAUAAUGAUAAUAAAGGCAUAUUGAUGCAAGUACACCCUUUUAAAGUGAAAUAAACAUUUAUUUAACAAGAAUAUUUAGGACUGCAAAAAAGAAAAUUUGAAU